Molecule: messenger RNA, 870 nt
Organism: Arvicola amphibius (Eurasian water vole)
Lineage: Eukaryota; Metazoa; Chordata; Mammalia; Rodentia; Cricetidae
Product: 40S ribosomal protein S7-like
Exons: 3
Coding region: 1-864 (287 amino acids)
Biological process (GO): ribosomal small subunit biogenesis; translation; rRNA processing
Cellular component (GO): ribosome; cytosolic small ribosomal subunit; small-subunit processome
Molecular function (GO): structural constituent of ribosome
Source: RefSeq, a predicted model, not a curated record
AUGGGGUUUGGAAGGAAGGGUGAAGAGGAAGAAGAAGUAGAACAUGAGGAAAUGGGAUGGUUGGGUUGUGGUAGGAACACAGAUGAAGAGCAAGGGAAAAGAUAUCUUGAUAGAGGGAGUUAUUAUGACAUUAGGAAGAAAUCUGGUGCUAAGGAAACUCCAGAAAUCCACAAGGAUGACCCAGCUAUGACUCCGGGAGCUUCACAACAGGCAGCAGGAAGCAGGAAGGUGAUUAAAGGGAGCUUCACAACAGGCAGCAGGAAGCAGGAAGGGCGAGCCUUGUUGAGCUCGAGCGCUAAGAUCGUCAAGCCUAAUGGCGAGAAGCAGGACGAGCUUGAGUCCAGCAUCUCUCAGGCGCUGCUCGAGCUAGAGAUGAACUUAGAUCUCAAGGCGCAGCUGUGGGAGCUGAACAUCACCGCAGGCAAAGAAAUUGAAGUUGGUGGUGGCCGGAAAGCCAUCAUAAUUUUUGUACCAGUUCCUCAGCUAAACUUCUUCCAAAAAAUCCAUGUCCGGCUGGUUCGUGAAUUGGAGAAAAAGUUCAGCGGGAAACACGUACUCUUCAUUGCUCAGAGGAGGAUUCUGCCCAAGCCAACUCGGAAAAGCCGUACGAAAAACAAGCAGAAGUGCCCCAGAAGCCGCACGCUCACAGCAGUGCAUGACGCCAUCCUUGAGGACUUGGUCUUCCCGAGUGAGAUUGUGGGCAAGAGGAUCCGUGUGAAACUGGAUGGCAGCCGGCUCAUAAAGGUUCAUUUAGACAAAGCACAGCAGAACAACGUGGAGCACAAGGUGGAAACUUUUUCUGGUGUGUAUAAGAAGCUCACGGGCAAGGAUGUUAAUUUUGAAUUCCCAGAGUUUCAGUUGUAAAGAAAA